GGCAUCGUGCUCAUGGGAGACUCUUCCGGGUUGUCUUUGACCAGGUGAGAGUUCACGGGGCAUGCAGAGGUCGUGUUGUGCUUUUAGCUCGUAUUUUUUUAGCUAGCUGGGACUCGUAAUGUGAUGGCUUUCCUGAGUUUGUUCAUGAGAAGGCAGUUGCCGCCGGCCGUGUCUCACUUCGCCCGGACAGUGAAGCUGGUUCGGCCUCCCAGCGCCGGAGCUCCGCUGAGGAGGCUGCACGGCUCGUCGCGGCUGCGGUUCGUAGAGACUGGACCGUGGGGGAAAAGCCGGGGGCCGGAGCAGCAGUACCAGCUCACAGACCUCGACAAGGCGGACGCUUUGAUGUUGAGAAAAUCCCACGAGACAGGAUUCCUCUCGUGGUUCAGGAACGGUCUGUUGGCGACUGGGAUCGGAGUCAUCGCAUUUGUCCAGAGUGAAGUGGGACGAGAAGCAGGAUAUGCCUUCUUUAUCCUGGGAGGUGUGUGUGUGUCGUUUGGCGGUGCCUCGUACAUUGGCAGCCUUUUUGCCUUGCGGAGGAUGAUGCUGCUGUCUGUGCCAGCACUGCUGCUCCAAAGCGCCGUGGUGGGCAGCGUCGCCCUCUUCUGGCUCUGCGCGGUAUCUCUCUACAUCGGCCGCCUGGAGGUGGAAAUCAUCCACGAGGACGAGGAGGGAGAGGAUGAGGAAGAGUGCCGGGAGUGCCGCGAGAGGCGUGAACACCGGGGUUACAGUGGCUCCCAUGACAGCAGACAUCAUGACAGUGAGGACAAUGACAGCAAGGGGCCGAAUAAGUAGACAUCUUGGAUGGAGAGUGGAGAGGGUGUGUGUGUGUUGCUUUGAUUCAGGGUUUCCCCUUGUGUGUAUGUGUGCGUGCGUGUGUUUGUAUGAUUGAUGUAAAGAUUAUUGUUAAGGUGAAAGAAUUUUAGACCUUUUGGUAAUUUGACUACGUUCACUUCUGGUGAAUAAAUUUGCUUUUUUGUAAGAUUUCUUAUUAUCAGAUAUAUUCAAAGCUGCUUCACUUACAUUAUCAAUUUGUCUGAAAAUUGUAUUUUUUAUUAUUAUUAAUAUUUACAUCCUCACAUACACAGCCACACGGCAGAGUCUCACUGAGAACAGCAUCAAUUUUACUUUUCACUGCACUGUAUGCAAUCAUUUUUAGGCCAUUCAUUGGCUUUUCUCAGCCAACUGUUGUUGGAUGCUGUUUGUCAUCAGUUGUCAACUGAGUUGAGUUGUCAACACAAUUAACUGUGAUUGACUACUUGAAGUUUUCAUUAAAGUCUUGAAAUAAUAGAAGCUGUUUGUGAUAUAUUUGAUCUAGAAAGAAUUGACAUACUAUGUGCAUGUUUCAGGGCUGUCUUUUUUUUUUUAUUGCAAAUAAACGAGGGCUUAGAAUAUAUUUUUUACAGAGGUUUAAGUUACCCUGUGAAGUAUUUUUUUUAAAUUGUGUUUUCUAAGGACAAUAGCACUUUUGUUAGUUCUUGUUUGUCAUUAACGCUAGACUUUUGUAAACAAAGAUUAGCUUUUUCUGCGGUUAUAAAUUUUGCUUGGUAUUGUUGAUAUACAUGUACAGUACCUAAAUGUAACCAUAAACCAUUUUACCUUUUGAGUGAAUUUCAAACCAUCUGGUGAUCACUAUAAUUGCUGUCUUAAUGGAUGUAAAGAAUAGUUAAUAGUAUGGAAAAGUUGAUGAUAUUGAGUAUGUGGAAAUGGGGUUCACUAUUGUUUACUUUUGUUUGUGUGUGCACCACUUCCAAUGCACCUUACUGUACAUACAGUAAUAAAGAGAGAAGAAAUCUGUCCAAA
This is a messenger RNA of Siniperca chuatsi (mandarin fish), 1800 nucleotides long. RefSeq names its product transmembrane protein 160 (gene tmem160). Bases 124 to 792 code for a protein of 222 amino acids. The record is from RefSeq and is a predicted model, not a curated record. The transcript is spliced from 4 exons. NCBI's taxonomy places the organism in Eukaryota, Metazoa, Chordata, Actinopteri, Centrarchiformes, Sinipercidae.